AUGUUUGUGCUCGGUCCUGGCGCAGCGGCACUCUUCUUUCUCAUCUCAGCCGCAUGCCCGGGUCACUCGACAGAGGCGCCGGCGGCCUUCGCGAGGCAGUCUCUGAAAGCUAACCAGACACGCGAUGCCGAACUCCACGCUAUGGGCACUCUCCCGACUCAGACUGUCUCGGUUGCAAGUCGAACACUCAAGGAGCAUGCGAAUGUGAUUUGUACACCGACAGUUGUAGAAGCUCAUGGCAUUUGCAAACGUCUCAGGCCUGUGCAGAAACCAUACCCUUGUAAAAAACAAAUUAUUGACAAAGUAUGCGAGGGCGUUCCAACCACCAUCCAGAGAAUGUGCACGAGGACGCUUCACGAAAGAAAGCCUUUCAAGUGUGACAGAAUCGAGUACAAGAACGAAUGCGUGCAAACUGUGGAGAAGGUUCGGGAUACAUGCGUUCAGACCGUUAUCAAAUCGGAGACAUACGCAUGUCCCAAAGUUGACUACGCCACGAAGUGUUCGCCAAGACCGGCGCUGGUGCCUUCUGUGUGCAAACACGAGGUGCAGAAAGAAUUCGAGUAUCCCUGUGAACGGCAUGUCUCCGAAGAGCAGUGCGCAGAGGUUGAGGUGCCAGUGGAACAGAUUUGCGAGGAGGACGUCGUCGCGCAAGAAAAAUACGAUUGUAGUAAGACCGUAUACGUCAAGAAAUGCGAGCCCGCGCCGGCUUCGCGGGGCGCUUCCCUGCACGACGGGGCGCGAUACGAUGGCGAGGAAAGCUGGGAUGACGGAGAGGGCGGCAGGCGCCAUCUACGGCCCAAAAAUUUCGAUAAAGGCGACACUAUAGUUCUACCGAUGCCAGCAAAGGAGGCACGUGUAUCUCUCGAGAUCUGCACCGAUGUGCCACACGUUAAGAGGAAGACAUGCACAAGGGAUGUGGUGAAAAAGAACAGAACACCGUGCACGUCGAUGAAAAAGACCCCCAAAUGCAACACAGAGAUCCGGACGAUCCAGGAAAUUUGUAGAACGAUGAAGAAGGUUGUUGAACCGUAUGUCUGCACAAAGACGGAAAUACAGGAGGAGUGCUCUACCAUCAAGAAGGAAAUCGAGCACACAUGCAGCCGCGAUGUGCCUGUAGAGGAAAAAGGACCAUGCGAAAUUGAAAUCUUCAAGAACGAGUGUGUCCCUACGCAAGUUCGCAUUCCUGAUGUCUGCUUUGAAGCAAGACCGAAAACGGAAGUGUAUGACUGCUCAGAAAAAGUUGUGAAGUCCGUUUGUCAUGAAGAUCUGAAGGAGGUUGAAGAACAGUGCAUGCAGACUGAUUUUACAGAGGUGGAGUACUCGUGUACUCACAAGGAGCACGUGGACAAGUGUCUGCCUGUCGACAUGCCAGUGAAACAUCAGAAAAUACCUGCGUACUCGCCAUCGAAAAAGGAGGAUAUAUCUGUGAGUGUACGGCCCAGCACAAUGGACACAGUCGUAAAAGAUUCACCGCUCAGGAGGAAAAAGCUGUUACUGAAGGAGAAACUUCACAAGCUUGGAGACCCUGACCUCAUAGACGGCGGAGAUGACGAACGAAACGAAACGACGACUGGAGAAGAACUGCAGGCUGAGGUGGAGGGCGGCGAGGAGCAGUGA
Molecule: messenger RNA, 1617 nt
Organism: Besnoitia besnoiti
Lineage: Eukaryota; Apicomplexa; Conoidasida; Eucoccidiorida; Sarcocystidae
Exons: 2
Coding region: 1-1617 (538 amino acids)
Source: RefSeq, a predicted model, not a curated record